GAAACCAUUCUUGUGCUCCGUCUCAAGAGCCUCAAUGGCCAUCUUCAGCAGAUCCUCUCUUGUGCUGGGUGGGCGUCCGGCACGGCGUGUCUUUUUGAUCUCCUCAUAUUCCUCGUUGUGUUGCCCAACAAACUCUAGAAUCUUGGCCUGGACGGCAGCUUCAUCAAGAGGCUUCAGCUCAUUCUCGCGUGCGGCCUCCAAGAAGAAGCGAGUACGGCGAAUCAGAGGCUUGUCUUGCUUCUUGCGGGCAGCAGCAAGAGCCUUCAGACGGUCAUCACGAAUGACGGCUGUGUGAAGUCGCUUGGCGUUUCUGCUGUUGGCGUGAAGAGCCUCAAUCUUGCCGCCCUUCUUCUUCGCGAUGCGCUUUCUCUCCUUUUCAAAUGUCUUGGCCAUUUUGAAUGAUUGCUGUGUGAGGCGUUGCUGUGUGAGGCGUUGCUGUGUGAUUGUGUUUACUGCUGUCGUUGAGAGGUGCAAGUGUCAGGGAAUUUUUUGAUGGGGCCGAAUAGAUAUUGGUGGGGCUGUCCGCGAUAAGGUUUAAGUGGCUGCAGGACCCCUAACCCUGGUCGUGGAUGCUGGAGGGUCGCAUCGCUCCUUGAUGUGGGAAGAGGGGGCGCAAAGUCAAAAAAGCUAUCCGUAUUGAGAGCAACAUCACAGAGUAAACAUCGCAUUGUUGCUCCUCAGACGAGAGCACACAAUAGACCACCCCAACUAUUGUCUGCCAGUGAAUAAUAUUCUCCUGCGAUGCCCGUGAAUAGCCAAUGCCAGUGACGCAAUUGGACAGACCCCCCGGCUUCCAGAAGGCCCUCAGACCCCGCAUUAAAGUGACAGGCGUGUGGACCGUCGCGGGGAGCAACGUCCCUGCUCAACCGACGCGUCGCGCCUUCCCCCGUUAAUAGUUUAAUUUGCAGCGCCAGCGAGGUCCUGGGAAGGAGCAUCCCAUUGAUCAGCCAGUACCAGAGCAUUGUUGGAAUCCAGCGACUGUUGUUUGGCCUCUCCAAGGGCUCCGUUUUCUAUUCAGCAUCGCCUUUUGGUAUUGUUCAACUUCAGCAAUAGGGCUACAGCACGCGUCACCGCCCUCGGCAACCCACGGGUUUUUCUGCUUUUUCUGCUGCACCUGCUGCAACUGAACCAGGAAGCGCGUCUUUCUUGAUCUCGACUCUUUUUAUCACCACCAACAGUCUCGACUCGAGAUCAACCCUUCAACCGCAAUUCUUCAUGGACAAGAGAUUGUAAAACAACCCACCUGUUUCCUUCACAUCACGGAAACAAUCUCGACAUCUUCGGCCACUGUUCUCAAACCGCCUCGGCCGAUCUCUCCACCAUGGGUAUCCAAGGCCUUUUCCCGCUCCUCAAGUCCAUCCACCGCACCACCGAGCUCAAGAAGUAUGCCGGCGAGACCUUUGGUGUCGAUGGCUACGGCUGGCUCCAUCGCGGUGCCAUUGCCUGUGCCAUUGAACUAGCCCAGGGUAAGCCCACUCGCAAAUAUGUCGACUUCGCCAUGCACCGAGUCAGGAUGUUCAAGUAUUAUGGUGUCACUCCCUAUUUGGUCUUUGACGGCGACUUUCUUCCCAGCAAGGCCAAGACUGAGUCUUCGCGUGAGCAGCGUCGUGAGCAGAGUCUGAAGACUGGCCUCGAGCUCUUGAAAGCCGGCAAACCCUCGAAAGCCCACCUCGAGCUUCAAAAGGCCAUCGACGUCACCCCGGAAAUGGCUCGUCAUCUCAUCGAAGAACUCAAGAAAGCCGGUGUCCCGUACCUUGUCGCCCCCUACGAAGCCGAUGCCCAGCUCGUCUACCUGGAGCGUGAGGGUGUCAUCAGCGGCAUUGUCUCAGAAGAUUCGGAUAUGCUGGUGUUUGGUGCGAAGCGCCUGUUGACCAAGAUGGAUCAGCACGGUCAGUGUGUUGAGAUUCAGAGAAAAGACUUUUGUUUGGUCCGCGAGAUCUCCUUGACCGGUUGGACGGAUGCCGAGUUCCGGCACAUGGCCAUUCUCAGCGGCUGUGACUAUCUGGGCGCUGUUAACAACAUCGGCCUGAAGACAGCUUACCGACUGAUCCGCAAGCACAAGACACCUGAGCGCAUCAUUCAGAUGCUCAAGUUCGAGGGCAAGCACAGGGUUCCCGAGAACUACUUGGAAGAGUUCAAGCAGGCCGAACUCACCUUUUUGCAUCAGAGAGUCUUUUGCCCCAAGAAGAAGGACAUCGUGUUCUUCACCGAGCCCGGACCCGCUCUCAAGGUCGAUGAGAUGCCCUUCAUCGGUGCUCCGGUCGAGACUGAAUUGGCCCGGGCCAUUGCCGCCGGAGACGUCAAUCCCAUCACCAAGAAGCGGAUCGUCCUCCCGUCGUCCUCUCGCACCUCGCCGCCGUCCCCUGGUAAGAGAAGGAUCAGUCAGACCAUGGCUCCGGUCACUGUGCCAACGAGAAAUCCUGGCAAGCCGCCCGGCAAACCGAUCAACGAGUACUUUGCGAAGCACAAGCGGAUUCCCUUGGGCGAGAUGGACGCCAAUUGUUUCACUAACAACAGCCAGAACAAUUCGCCCAGCAACUCCCCUCGUCCGAUCGUCUUUCCUCUUCCGCGCCCAUACAUUGCGGGCGUGGAGGAGGCGACCCGCCCAUCUCGCCGGUAUAUCAAUCUCGAGGCUGCCCUGAGCGGAGAACGCCGUCGGAGAAGCGAGCCUGUCUCGAACCUCCUGGCGACGUACGAGACCUCAUCGAACCGCCGCAGGACCACUGGCCCGGUUGUCGACAUCUUUCAGGACGGCACCCCGUCGACAUCGACUACGAGGCCCCCCAAGAAAGCGCGCUUGUGUGAUGACGACCCUCCCACUUUGACUGACAACAACACCCCUGUGAAGAGCAGGUUUUUCACAUCUACCGAGGGAGCCGACUAUAUUCGGUCGGACGAUUCGGUCGAGGAGGCUUUCCGCAGCAUCUGCAACCAAGAGAUUGUGACCAGCACCCGCAUCGUUCACGGCUUGCCUUCGCCCGCGCCCAGCAUGCUUUCCGCAUCCAUGGACACGCCUUCUAGCAUCGUGGGUACGCCUUCCACUGUCAUGAGCACACCCUCUAGUUCCAUGAGCAAGCCCUCGGGUCUCAUGAACCGGUCUUGCAACAUGAUGAACACACCUUCCAGCUCGAAGAGCAGCACAUCCAGCAGCUCUCAGACCCCUAUUUUGACGCCUCUCCAGCGUUUGGGUUUCCAGGCUUUGCAGCGCGGGAAGCCCCGGGUCGUCUCUUCUUCGGUUCUCCAACCCACCAGGCUCUCGACGUAUUCCAAGAGAUCGAGCUCGCUUUCGGUCAACCCCGCCUCGAUUCCUCUGCCUCGUGCUGAUUUGGCCGAGAUUGAGGCCCUGAGCCAGCCUGUUGGCAGCGAAGAUUUGAUUUUGCCCUCUAGUGAUGGGGAGCUCGAGCAGGAUGAGGAGGAGGGUACCAAGUAUUCCAAUGUUUCCAACAGCGGUUUGGAUUUGUCGCGGUUCAAGUACACCUGAACUGUACGAGUUAUGAAGCUAUCUGUGCACAGCGCUGGCGUUUGGGGGUUUGGCUCUCCCAGUUUUUAUUUUGAAGGCGGAGGGGGUGGGGGGAUGGUUUUUGGGUCGGGACAAGAAAGUAAGGCUAGGGUUGUCAUGACAUCGGAACAAAACAUGGCCAGGCGUUGAAGGGCACGAAGUAAAGUAUUUCUUAAACAAGGUUAAAGACUAUGGGUAAAAGGGCGUUUGUAGUCAGCAUCAGCAUACACAUGUAUGGCGUUCAUAUAGUUUUAGUUUUUGGUUUUUUCUUGCGGUUUGGUCUUAGAGAGGCAGCAGGGGAGUGUGGUCAAAGUGUAAGAGAUAGGUGAAUAUCAAAGAAAACAUCCAAAAAAUA
Messenger RNA from Podospora bellae-mahoneyi, 3854 nucleotides. It is a transcript of the gene EXO1, whose product is annotated as Rad2 nuclease. Gene Ontology annotation, biological process: mismatch repair; DNA double-strand break processing; DNA recombination. Lineage: Eukaryota; Fungi; Ascomycota; Sordariomycetes; Sordariales; Podosporaceae. The coding region runs from base 1322 to 3481 and encodes 719 amino acids. The record is from RefSeq and is a predicted model, not a curated record. Gene Ontology annotation, molecular function: 5'-3' DNA exonuclease activity; metal ion binding; 5'-flap endonuclease activity. The transcript is spliced from 2 exons. Gene Ontology annotation, cellular component: nucleus.